UGUGUUGAACGUUUUAUAACAGUUUAGCUUAAUUACGAUAUAUCUGUAUACAGUUAUAGAUGUGUAUUGUAAUUUAGCUGAAAUGUUCCCCUACAGAGGCAAGAAACCCGUUUCGUCAUUUUUAUUGAUAGGCAACUUUUUGCUGAUUUUCUCUCACGUAGAGUUAGUCUUCGGAUAUGAGACUACCUAUGAAUUUGGAGAAAACUGCUCAUCAUACAUUAACGAUUUAGAUACGGAUGAUGAAAUGUACGUUGAGUACAAAGGAAAACCAGUUAGUUUCUUUUGCGACAACUUUAAAUUCAGAGGAAGUGGAGAUGACAUCUUUGACGAGUACUCCGUCUGUGUGACUCCUCUUUAUUUCAAUGACAGUGACUGUGCAGUCAAAUUAAACUUCAAAACGUCCUAUUGGGGAGUCACUAAACUCAACAUAACAUGCACUGAAAAUAAAAGCGCCAGGUAUUGUGGAGCGCAAAAAGAAAUGAUCUACAUAGAAUUCAAGAACCGAAAUGACAAAGAAACACAUGGAGCAAAGUUUAAGCUUAAGAUCACAGCAAAGAGAGAUUAUGACUACAACAGACCCAAUUCCUCUGCUAUUCCAUCUGGUGCCAUAAUUGGGGGUCUCUUUGGCAGCUUCUUUCUUAUCACAGUUUGCAGUGAUAUAGUUUGCCGGUGUCUAGGUAUACGGAAACCAUCUCAGGGGAGAGUACGUACAUGUAAUCCGACAGAAGGAAAUCCGGCUACGGCUAACCUGUAUAUGGUCUAUGAUGCCGAAACACAACAGAGCACAAUGACGACACCCUCCAAUGUUACAUCCCCAAGUGGUUAUCCAGUGACAUUACAUCCAUCACAGCAUGUAGCAGCAUGUCCACCGAUAAUUGACAACAAGUUUUCAAGUCCACCUCCCAGCUAUGACUCGUUGAUGGAGUCGUCAACCUCACACGUUAAAGGCGCAAUCCAAGAAUCGUCCUAAAUUCACCUGUUAUUAUGCUGUACGCACAACAGGUUCGAAUAAGUUUUUUGUCUCAUGGGAGACAAGAAUGCUCUAUAUUAAUGAAAACAUUUUUUCUUUCAACUUGAUACAAGUUUUAUACUUGCAUCCAGUCUCAGUUUGAAGGAAGGGGAAAAGCUCGACCUAAAUUUAGCUUUUAAUAUCUUCAAGAAGUAACAAAUGAAAUUACGUAACCUUUAAGAUUUAUUUUCCAAUUAAAAUGAUAUUCACUAUUCAUAUCAAUAUUGAUAUCAACUUGCUUCAACCUUUCAAUUUAAAGCCUUUUAAAUUGAAAGUUCAAAAAUUGAGAUUGGCCUUUCCUAAAUCCCUAUUCUCUGUCAUCAAUAUUUGGAUAUUAAACAAAAUAAUCUGAUGGGACCACAGCGUUAAAAAUAUUGCGCUUACUCUGUAUUUUAUUGUUCCCGGUUUAAAGAUAUUCAUGUGCCAUAUUUGCUUUUUUUUGUAGAUUUUACAAGGACAAUUACAGUGUAUAGAUUGAAUUUGAUGAUUAUAAUAAUGAUUAUAAGAUUAUAACUAUAAUGAUAAUUAAACUAUAC
Messenger RNA from Magallana angulata, 1545 nucleotides. RefSeq lists its product as uncharacterized. NCBI's taxonomy places the organism in Eukaryota, Metazoa, Mollusca, Bivalvia, Ostreida, Ostreidae. The transcript is spliced from 5 exons. The record is from RefSeq and is a predicted model, not a curated record. The coding region runs from base 83 to 970 and encodes 295 amino acids.